This is a messenger RNA of Tetrahymena thermophila SB210, 2865 nucleotides long. RefSeq lists its product as hypothetical. The transcript is spliced from 3 exons. Lineage: Eukaryota; Ciliophora; Oligohymenophorea; Hymenostomatida; Tetrahymenidae. The record is from RefSeq and is a predicted model, not a curated record.
AUGAAAAAAUCUGCCAAUCAAUCCACUUACUCGUCUAAUAAGAGCUUAUAAAAUAGCAAACAACAAAACAACUUGAAUUCUAAAAAGCCUUAAAUUAGCGAAUUUUAGAAACAUGACUAUUUAAUUGAUGAAAAGCCAAAUAAUUCUUAAUAGAAUAGUGUAUUGAACUCUCUAAAACCUUCUAAUAAUAGUUCAAAUCAUAAUGGUGGAUAAGAUUUGGAGCUUUUAAUAAAAGGAAAGAAAUAGUAAGAUGAUUUUGAAUCUAAGGAUAAAAGACAAAAUUCAUAAAAAGAAAUAAAUAGUUAUACUUAAGAUCAUUUUUAUGAUAGAAAAAUGAGUAUCAACAACACAAAUAAAAAUUAAGACUAAAAUAAUAAAAUGUAAAAAAUAAACUAAGGCAGAUCUUCAAAAAUUUAUAAGCUAUCUCUAGAAUAAAGACAAUUAUUUGCCAACUUCAGAAUGAAGAGAGACUUAUGGAUCAGAGAUUUGUAGGAAGUCUUUAACAAAAUAUAUGAAAAUUUUGUAAAUACGUUAAGGAUUAUGAAGGAAAACUAAACAAACAAUAUAACAAAAGAAGAAAAAUUAAAAUUCCGCAAACACUUGAGGAAUCAAAUGAAAGAAAUAAAAAAGAUUGCAGAAAGUUUAAGUGAUAAAAAUGAUGAUUUUAUUAAUUUAUAUGAUAAUUUGCCUGUUACUCAUUAUUAUAAAAGCAAUAUAAUGGAAAUGUAUAAACUGCUUUCAACUUUACUCAAAUUAUAAAUGGAUAAUAAAUAAUUAGAUAAAAUUAAAUUUUAAAAGAAAUAUGAAAAUAAAUGUUCUGAACCUCUAAUUUAGGAAAUUAAAAGAAGUUAUAGGAGAGUUUAGAGACUAAAAGCUGGAAAUAGAUUAGGUUAAGUUAUUUCUGAUGAGCUUGAGGAUCCUUAAAUUGCAGCCAUGAUUUCAAGCCACUAAAAAAAAGAUGAUUCUAUAGCAGAUAAACCUUAAUCUUAAUUAAUAUCUAAGUAAAUUAUUGUAUCAGUUGAAGUACCAGGCUCUUCAAUAAUAAGCAACAAACAAUAAUCGCCCACUAAAGUUUAAUAGAUUGAAAAAAGCAAAAAUAAUUUAAAUAAAAGCUAAAAAAAUUAUAACUCAAAACAAGAAAUUCCUGAAAAUAAUGAUUAAGAAAGUGAAGAUGACUAUGAUCCUUAUUCUCUAGAAUAAGAAAUAGAUAAAAAAUAUUUAGAUGAAAAUUAAAAUGUAAAUAUAGAUUAAGCUAUUAAAGAAUUUAACAAAAAGAAACAAGAUCUUCAAUAAAUGAUUUAAAAAUUUGUUGAAAAAGUUGAUGAAAAAGACUUUAAUUUUAACGAAAAAUACCUCAAUUUUAAAGAAUAUUUUUCAAAAAGAAACGAACUCAUAGGCAUGUAUUUGGGAGAUCACUAACUGAAUAAAUUUAUUGAUGAAAAUGAAAAGAGAGCAAGAUAACCAAAUUAAUCAAACGAAGGAGACUUUCUUGAUGAUGAUGAAUAUCAGAAUUUGUAUAAAGAUUUAGACCCAAAUAAUUUUUAAAUUGAUGAUAGAAAUAUUGAAGCCUUAUAAAGAAUUAUAAAAAUCAAUGAAGAAAUAAGGAAAAAUUUGAUUGAAGAGGAGCAUGCCAACAAAGUUAAAAUUCUUGAUUAAAUGAAUGUUGAGUAGAAUUAAUAAUUUUGGACUUCAGUUUUUGAAAAAAGAAGUGCUGGAAAUUAACUUAAUACCCACAGUGGUGGCUUUUUUAACAAGAAAUAGUAAAAUUCUAAAACUUUUAGAUAAGAUAACUUAUAGAGCUCAUAAAGUGAGAACUAACUAUUGAUUAAUAAAACUAGCUAAAAGUUCAAUUAAUUUGAUAAAGAAGAUGAGCUAAAAAGCAACAGGGACAUAAAAAAAUAACAAAUGAAAUUAUAUCAUGACUACAUUCAUAGAAACGUAAACUAUAAUGUCCAUCCAUCAAAUCCUAACUUGAAACCAAUAUUGACGGGCAAAUAUGACCCAGAUAAAAUUAAAUUUACAAGAGUAUCAGAAAAUCAACCAAUAAAUAUGGUUUCCUCUAUGUCCACAGUUGAGAAAGAAUCAUAAAAUAAAAAAUUAUCAAUUGUAAAUAAAACUCCUUAUACAAAUAAGAAUGGUGACGAAUUUUAAAAAACUUUUUAUUAAAGCACCUUUUAUUCAUCAGGAUCUUUACCACCUGCUAGUAAAAUUCAGAAUGAUAUGCUAAUAAAAUACCCAUAAAUGGAUAAAGAUUCAUAGAGCCAAUUUAUAAUACCUAAGUUUAGAGGUUAGAAACUAACUUAUGAAGAGGAAAUGAAAUUGAUUUCAAAAUAAACUAGAAAAGAUAAUCCUCUUUAUUUAAAUAAAUUCAAUGCUCGUAAUUACUAAAAUAGAAUAGCUCCGAUGUCUUAAAAAAAUGCUAGAUCUUAUAGCAAAGACUCUCCUAACAACUAAAAGAAGUUUAUGUCACAUACAAAUCAAGAUUUUAGUAAAAAGCAAUUAAAUUUGAACGAAAAAUUAAAAGAUUAAUUCGAUCCUGGUUUCUCCAUCUCUAAUUAAAAAUAUUCAGGGUAAGUGAAAAUGUCUCCUCCAUUUUAAAUUGAUUAGCAAGUGUAAUAGCCAACAGAGAACUCUUAAAAUAAUUAUACAUAAAAUAAAAACAAAACAACAACUUAGUAAAAUGAUGAAAAUUAAAAUGAAAAUAGGUAAUAAUCAUAAGAUUCUAGGUAAAAUUUCUUUACUAAAAAGGACUAUUACAAAGAUGAAAUAUCUUAAGUAUUUAGAGUAUCUUAAAAGGAUUUAUUAUUUAAAAUUAAUGGACCAUUUUGGAAAAAUCAGAUGAAUUUGAAUCAUUUAUAAUAAUGA